CACACCUCAACAAGGUCUUUCUAACUUGGGACAGCAAAGUUCAAAGGAAAUAAGGGACACAAACUGCGGAAGAGUCCCAAACCAAUUCGGGAGGUGAAGCUUUCAGCACGACUGGCCUCUGAAGCCCCUUGAAACAGGGCAUGGUACUUAAAGGAGGAAAAAAAGGGAACUGGCCAUCUUGUAGAACACCUGGAAUGUGAUCCAAGUCUGGAGACAAAAUGAUGACAAGGAAGCUGUGACGCCCAGAUUUUAAACAACUUGCAGAAAGUCACUGAGCUGGGUUGCAGCUAGAAGACCAUAAAACUAGCAAUGGAGCCCUUAUAUGAAGAAUACCUAGCAAAUCAUGGAACAAUAGUAAAACCUUAUUACUGGCUAAGCUUCUCUCUAGAUUGCUCGAACUGUCCUUACCAUAUUCGGACAGGUGAAGAAGCAAGAGUUCCCUAUACAGAAUUUUAUCAGAUUUUUGGAUUCCCUUAUGGGCCAGUGUAUCCUCAAACAAAGCACCUCACAUUUUAUGAACUAAAAACUUCUUCUGGAAGCCUGGUGCAAAAGGGCCAUGCUAGCAGUUGCACUGGGAAUAAUACCCACCCAGAAUCAAUGCUAUUCGAGAUGAAAGGUUAUUUUGACUUAGCCCUACACAAUAACAAUGCUAUCAGGCAUAUCAUUCUGUAUUCCAAUAACUCCCCGUGUAAUGAAGCCAACCACUGCUGCAUCAGCAAAAUGUACAAUUUCUUAAUAAUGUAUCCAGACGUUACUCUCAGCAUUUACUUUUCUCAGCUCUAUCAUACUGAGACCGAAUUUCCUGCCUCAGCGUGGAACCGGGAGGCUCUCCGGAGCCUGGCCAGUUUCUGGCCACAGGUUACUCUGAGCCCAAUAAGUGGAGGAAUUUGGCAUUUUCUCCUCAACAGCUUUGUGAGCGGUGUCUCAGGAUCAACUGUUUUCCAGCCCAUCUUAACAGGGAGAGCACUGGCUGAUAGGCACAACGCAUAUGAGAUCAAAGCCAUAACGGGAGUGAAACCUUACUUUACCGAUGUUCUUCCCCAGACCAAAGAGAAUCAGAACAUAAAAGCUCAGGCGGCUUUAGAGAGCUACCCCUUAAACAAGGUCUUUCCUGGACAGUCUUUGCAAGUGACAAGUGGACGACCGCAACCCAAUCUGACCCCAGACCUCAGGGUUCCUGUCAUUUUUGUGCUGGUGCCUUUCAGAGACCUACCACCAAUCCACGUGAGUCAAAACCCACAUAAGCCCCAGAAUAUCGUGAGGCACUUAAAUAUGCCUCAAAUGUCAUUCCAGGAAACCAAAGACCUCGGAAGGCCUCCCAUUGGAAUGCAAGUCGAGAGAAUGGAAAUCACGGAGCAGCCUGCAAGGAGCAAAGAGAUGGAUGAAAGGAAGAAGAAGAAGAAAGGAAAAAAAUAAAAUCUAUUAUUUCUACAAUGUGAGACCAAACAACUACCAGAGGACUAAUUCGAUAACAAACAAAAAUCUGGAAACUUUCUCUCUUCGGUCUGAUCCAAGAUGGGAGAUGAACGGAUACAUUAAAAGCAAAACCUGAAUUACUUGCUAUCUCAACUAUUAUAAAGCUACACUACUUUUAACAUAAUCCAAGAUGUUUCCAUAAGCAACUUGACCUCUCUCCUUUAUUUUGAAAAUGACAGUAUCAAAAUGGAGCCAUUAGUACCUUGCUAAUAUUUUGGUGUGGAAAAGGAAAUGUCAUUAUUCUAGUCUACCCACAUCAUCUUUCCACCAAAAAAACCCAUGGACUAAACAGCUUCCUAAACUGGUUUCAGUAUAAAAAUUUACUGUAAAAUUGGAAAACAGCCUGCAGUUACUGACAUUAAGUGCUGUCUGCAAAAGCAAACCGGUGAUUUUCCAUUAAUUGUUAAUCAUGGAAAGAAGAUUUUGGCAGCCCAUUUUUUUUCUAAAGUGGUUCAAAGUAGUUCUGUGUGAAAAAAAAAAAGCUAUUUUGCUAAUUGAUUAUAUACAGCUACAAAAAUUGAUUUUUGAAACCUAGUCACCAACUCAAUGUGAUUUUCCCAGCUCAGAUCUCUCCUUCCUGAGCAGACGAUAGAGGCAGGAGGAUACAUGAGACCCUGCAAAGGCUCCUUCCAUCACACACCAUAUAAAAUCCAAGCUGCUCUUACUGGCUGUCAAGGCUCCUCCUUUACCUUCCAGUUGCCUAGUCUCAUCAGCAAGAUUGUAAGUUCCCACAGGCCAAGCACUGUCUCUCUCCCUCUUUGGUUUUCCCUUAGAAUCUAGCCAAGUAUCCAGGCAAAAUGUGGGUAGCAAGGUUGUGAAUCUACAUCUCAAUAACCUUACCAAUCACUGUUUCCCAACACUCCAUACCCAUUCCAACAAAGGGCUUGCUUAACCAUCCUGCAAUGGACAUCAUUUUUUUGUUGUUGUUAGCAUCCAUUCCCCCUUCUUCUGGUAUAGCUCCCCAAUGCAUAACUUGUUUUACUUCCUUUUUUUCAAACCUUUUCUCUUUUCAGCAAUGUAUAUUUAUACCAUCUCUUAAAAUCUUGCUUGAAACACACUUCUAGGAAGUGCUCCUUGAAUAACCAUCUGAGCAUGUACAUUAAAGCACUUUG
Molecule: messenger RNA, 2588 nt
Organism: Zalophus californianus (California sea lion)
Lineage: Eukaryota; Metazoa; Chordata; Mammalia; Carnivora; Otariidae
Gene: APOBEC4
Product: apolipoprotein B mRNA editing enzyme catalytic polypeptide like 4
Exons: 3
Coding region: 310-1416 (368 amino acids)
Source: RefSeq, a predicted model, not a curated record